Messenger RNA from Ustilaginoidea virens, 1662 nucleotides. RefSeq lists its product as uncharacterized. Gene Ontology annotation, cellular component: 90S preribosome; nucleolus; small-subunit processome. The transcript is spliced from 2 exons. Gene Ontology annotation, molecular function: protein binding. Lineage: Eukaryota; Fungi; Ascomycota; Sordariomycetes; Hypocreales; Clavicipitaceae. The record is from RefSeq and is a predicted model, not a curated record. The coding region runs from base 1 to 1662 and encodes 553 amino acids. Gene Ontology annotation, biological process: maturation of SSU-rRNA from tricistronic rRNA transcript (SSU-rRNA, 5.8S rRNA, LSU-rRNA).
AUGGACACUGCCGACGAAGCAGCCGCCAAGGCGCACGACAACGGCGCCGUCGCCGUCGCCGUGCGCAGGCCUCGAGCGAAACUCGCGGCGUCGAGCCAUGAGAAGGCAAGGCUGAGCCGCCUGCGCGAAGCCAACAAGGCCUACGGCCGGGGAAAAGGCAUAAACACCAAGCACAUCAAGGACAAGAAGCUGCGGCGCAGCCUGAAGCAGCUCGAGGACAAGUACCAGGACGCGGCCCUCAAGGCCAAGGACGCCGAGAUCCUGCUGGAGAACACGGGCGGCUUCCUCGAGGCCGAAGGCGAGCUGGAACGCACGUACAAGGUGCGGCAGGAGGCCAUCGUGUCCGAGGUGUCGGUGGCGACGGCCGCGAACCGCUUCGACCUCAAGCUCGACGCGCUCGGCCCGUAUGUCUGCGACUUUACGAGGAACGGCCGCGAGCUGCUGCUGGCCGGGCGCAAGGGGCACGUCGCCACCAUGGACUGGCACGAGGGCAAGCUCGGGUGCGAGCUGCAGCUGCGCGAGACGGUCCGCGACGUCAAGUGGCUGCACAACAACCAGUACUUUGCCGUGGCGCAGAAGAAGCACGUCUUCAUCUACGACCGCAACGGCGUGGAGCUGCACAGCCUGCGCAAGCACAACGAAGUGACGCACAUGGAGUUUCUGCCGUACCACUUUCUUCUGGCGACGAUUGGAACCGGCGGGGUGCUCAAGUACCAAGACACGUCUACCGGGCAGAUUGUGGCCGAGAUGCCCAGCCGGCUCGGGCAGCCCGUGUCCAUGGCCCAGAAUCCGUACAACGCGGUGCUCCACGUGGGCCAUCAGAACGGCACCGUCACGCUGUGGUCGCCAAACUCGCAGGACCCCCUGGUGAAGCUGCUCGCGCACCGCGGCCCGGUCCGAUCGCUCGCCGUGGACAGAGAGGGCCGGUACAUGGUCUCCACCGGCCAGGACCUCAAGAUGGCCGUGUGGGACGUCCGCAUGUUCCGCGAAGUCAGCAGCUACCGCACGCGGCAGCCGGCGUGCUCGGUGGCCAUUUCCGACACGGGCCUCACCGCCGUCGCGGGGGGCACCCGCACAACCAUCUGGAAGGGCCUGUUCGACAAGAACGCCGCGGCGCAGGAAAGAGUCCAGGCCCCCUACAUGGCCUGGGGCGGCGACGGCAGGCGGAUGGAGCGGGUGCGGUGGUGCCCGCUCGAGGACGUGCUCGGCGUCGGCCACGACCAAGGCUUCUCGUCGCUCAUCAUCCCCGGCGCCGGCGAGGCCAACUUUGACGCGUUGGAGGCGAACCCCUUCGAGACGGCCCGGCAGCGGCAGGAGUCCGAGGUCAAGGGCCUCCUGAACAAGCUGGCCCCGGAGAUGAUUGCGCUGGACCCCAACUUCAUCGGCAGCCUGGACCUGCGGUCGGACGCGCAGAAGCGGGCCGACCGGGACCUGGACGCCCCGGCGGCCGACGUGGCCGAGGAGCUGCGGAAGCGGGCCCGAGGCAAGAACGGCGCGCUGAGCAAGUACCUCCGGAAGCAGAGGAGGAAGAACGUCAUUGACGAGAAGAGGAUGCGAGUGGACGAGCUGUGGAACGAGCGGCAGAGGCUGAAGGAUGCCAGGCGCAAGGAGGCGGAGGCGGACCUCGGACCGGCGCUGUCCAGAUUUGCCAGGAAGGAGUAG